GGGUCUCCUAUCACACGAUGGUAGCGGCGCGAUGACACCCGGCCUGAAGAUGGAGUCCAAGGGCACCCAGAUCCACCUGCCGCUGAUGGGGCGUGGUAGCCGCGGUGACAUCAACGACAAGGUGCUCUUCUCCCAGGCCAAGUCGCCGCCUUGUUCAGAACAGCUCAACAAUGGGCAGCUUAUGGGGGGCUCCCAAAUGAAUCUAUGCAACGGCGGAGCUGGCUCGGCAGCUGUGACGGGUUUGGUGCCUAAAAUUCCCAAUGGAUAUGGUGACCAGAAGAAGCCCAUGGCGACACUGACUCACCUCCCCAAACGCCCUCCAGUAGACAUUGAAUUCACGGAUCUCUCCUACUCGGUUAGCGAAGGCAGAAGAAGAGGAUACAAGGCGCUUCUAAAAUGCAUCAACGGCACAUUCCGAUCAGGAGAAUUGACGGCCAUUAUGGGACCUUCUGGUGCUGGCAAGAGUACUCUAAUGAACCUAUUAGCAGGAUACAAAACGUCAAACGUCACCGGCUCGAUACUUAUAAAUGGAAAAGAGCGUAACUUGAGAAGAUUCAGAAAGUUGUCAUGCUACAUAAUGCAGGACGAUUGUCUGUUACCGCAUCUGACAGUCCGAGAAGCGAUGAACGUUGCGGCGAAUCUUAAACUGGGGAAAGACAUAACAGUCACUGCCAAAAAAAUUGUGAUCGACGAGAUAUUAGACAUGUUAAGCUUGGCUGAUGCUAGUGACACUAGGACGAUAAACUUAUCCGGUGGCCAGAAGAAACGCUUGUCUAUAGCUUUAGAGUUAGUUAACAAUCCCCCUGUGAUGUUCUUCGACGAGCCUACUUCAGGGUUGGACAGCUCGUCGUGUUUCCAGUGUAUAUCGCUACUCAAGUCGUUGGCUAGAGGCGGCAGGACUAUCAUAUGCACCAUCCAUCAACCGUCCGCUAGGCUUUUUGAGAUGUUUGACUUUUUGUAUACUCUUGCCGAGGGACAGUGUAUAUAUCAAGGGAAAGUUAGUGGAUUGGUGCCGUUCCUGUCUUCGAUGGGCUUACACUGUCCUAGUUACCACAAUCCUGCAGAUUAUGUUAUGGAAGUGGCAACUGGCGAGCACGGAGACUGGGUCCACAAGCUGGUGAUGGCGGUGAACAAGGGGAACUGCGGCCGCGGGCAGUCCUCAUCAUCAUCGUCCACAUCGUCUGUACCCCAGAACGUGAACUACAACAACGCGAGCACCAAGAAUAAUACUCAGAAGGCGGAGGCGCUGGAAAUUGUGAUAGAUAAACCAACAUGUACUGUGAUAGAUAUGUCAGAGCCGACAACCAAGCCUGAGAAACAGAAUGCUCCGAACGCGACAAACUUAGCUCCUGUAACUUGUACCACAUCCCUGCUCGACUCUAGCGAAAGCUUCUCGAAGAAACCAGUCAAAGGUGGCUUCCCGACCUCUGGGUGCAAGCAAUUCUCGAUUCUAGUGCGAAGGACCUUCAGGAGUAUAUUGAGAGAUCAGACGCUUACACACUUGAGGCUAUAUUCGCAUACUAUUGUGGGCCUCCUGAUUGGCUUUCUGUACUACGACAUUGGCUCCGAUGCUGCCAAGGUGAUGAGCAACGCCGGCUGCAUAUUCUUCACUGUCAUGUUUACUAUGUUUACUGCGAUGAUGCCUACCAUUCUUACAUUCCCGACAGAAAUGAGCGUAUUUGUAAGGGAGCAUUUGAACUACUGGUACUCCUUGAAAGCAUUUUACUUCGCCAAAACUAUAGCGGACCUACCAUUUCAGGUUGUCUUCAGCGGAUUAUACGUAAUGAUAGUUUACUUCAUGACGGGGCAGCCCCUGCAAUCGGACAGGGUACUCAUGUUCGUCACCAUCAACAUCCUGACGGCGCUAGUAGCCCAGUCUUUGGGCCUCCUCAUCGGCGCCGCGAUGAAGAUCGAGACGGGCGUCUACCUCGGCCCAGUCACCACCAUACCAGUAGUUCUCUUCUCCGGAUUCUUCGUCAACUUCAACGCCAUUCCUGGCUACCUCCGCUGGCUUACUUACCUCAGCUACGUCCGCUACGGAUUCGAGGGCGCCAUGCUAUCCGUCUACGGCUUCGAGCGGGAGAAACUCAAGUGCUCCGAAGCCUACUGCCAUUUCAGAAAGCCGGAGAAGUUCCUCAAAGAGAUGACCAUGGAUCAAGCCAACUUUUGGGUCGACGUCGGCGCCCUCUCCGCUUUCUUCGUCUUCAUAAGAGUAAUCUCGUACUUAGUGCUAAGGUUCAAAUUGAAAAUGAUGCAAUAGAUUAGAUGCACAAAGCUUUUUAAUGCGACGAAACCCGAUUCCCUUUCUGAACGGGCACAUGCGUCUCUACUAGUGAUGCAACGAAUGUCAUUUUUUGAACAUUCGCGAAUACAAAUGCGGAUGCGAAUGUCGGUACCGACAUUCGCGAAUGCGAAUGCGAAUAUUUAGUGUUUUUUUUAAAUUGGCGCCAAUUGUCUAUGGCAUGGUGGCAGUCUCGUUCGAAUUGCCGAGUUGAUAUGAACUCAUUCGACUGAAGUGUCAUUCCGCUCGCACCGGUCUUUCCGUAAACAAAACAAGUGAAUUUUGAGGUUAGUGAUUGUGAGUGGUAAUAGUGAUUUAUUAACAUGAGUUAAUCCAAUUCUAGUGAAACAUGGACUUAUUUCACACUUUGCGAUGCUGAACGAGCUAAAUGCAAACUGUGUAACAAUGAAUAUUCAGGGAAAGGCAGAACUACAACUUCUUUAAAAAAAAUCUAAUAUUCUCAUAUUCGCAAAACAUUCGCAGAGAUUUUUAGAAAUGCGAAUAUUCAAAAAUAUGCGAAUAUUCGUUACAUCACUGGUCUCUACGCAUUCCUCGGGCGUCCGCUAUGCUGAUUUGCGUAUCCCCGUUCAGAUAGUUAAGAAUAGUUAUCGAAAUACUUAGCUUUUUAGUACGCAGGAGUUAGAUUGUUUAUACGUACCUCUAGGGGUUAGUUAGCCUAAGGUUUUAUAGGAGAUUGGGCCCAUGACUUAAUAUUAAGUUCCUUUAAUUUAGGUGUAUUGUUAACUUUAAUGGGUUUCCUGUUUUUAGUAGCCUGCUUUUUUCUCUCCGUGUAGCAUUAUAAUAAAGGUUACGGAUUAGCCCUUGCCGAGUUUUCGAUUUCUCGGUUCGGUUUCAAAAAAAUCAUGGUCGUUUCGUAUAUCAUGAUGACGUAAGUAGUUGUAAAAUUCUUAUGUUAAAUGAACAUCUUCGUUAUUUUGCUACAGCCAAAUCGGUCCUCAUUCACGUAUUAUUUGGAUCAUAAAAUCAUAUAUUUUAGGUAAUUUAACAAUCAACGAUUUAGCUCAAAACAUUUUAUCCUAUAAAUCAGGCGUACAUUGUGCUGCAGUCUAGUAUUUUUGUAGUGUCUUUGUAUCUGAUGUCAUAUACGAGAGUGCUGCUAUCUAAUUUGGGAUCAUAAGAAUGUAUGUGAUGUCAUCUCAUAUUUAUUUUAAUAGAUAGAUUAGAUUUAUAUUUGUAAACAUCACAGCUUAUAAAUUGUGCUGAGCACAAAACUUUCCCGAAUUGUGGAUACCAUAGGUUAUAUGAAAUAAUUAAUGAAUAGAAUUAGUCUUAACGAAUGGCCUCAUCAUUCCUAUAUUUUUUUAUAAAUAAAAUGUUAUAUUUCUUUUUGAUUAAGAUGUAUGGGCUUAUCUUUAUUAUCUUGUAAGGUGUGAUUGUCGUGAAAAGUGGCUACUAAAAAUCAUAUUAAUUAAAUGGCCCAUAGGAAAUAAAUCGGUGUAUAGCUGAGUCUUAUGCGUAAAUAUUUUUUAUUAGCUGCAUUUAUAUAAAUUGGAAUGGUUAAGAAAGACAAACGAAUUCCUACAAAUAUGUGUUAGCUAUCACACUGCAGGAUUAAAUUUGCGAAAGGACAUGGUAAAGUUUUGUAUGAGCGACUGCCCUGGCAAUGUAUAAAUACUGUACUUAGUAAUAGUUAAUGGUAAAAAGCUAAGUAUUUAUAAUUUCUAUGAAAAAAGGCUCAGGAACUUUUGAUAGUCACAAUCUUGAAAAUUAUGAGAACUCCUACUAUGUCAUUACCUUACUAAAGUUGAUAAAAGAUGUUGACAAUUAUUUACAGAGUGAUCAAUUUCGCAUUUUCUUAGAAUCUUUCUUCCCAUUUCUCUGUAUAACUCUUCAAAAAAAAGUUUUUUUAAAGCAAAAACAAAUACAAAUAAUUUGUUAUCGUCGGCCUGACAGGUAAUCUGUGAAGUUUUAUUUUGUCCAUUUGCAAAAAUUAAACGAUUAAUUAUCGUACAGCCUUGUCUCAAGCCUAAGCAGAAUAAUAAAAUCUAUUAUUUUAGGCCUUCCGUGAUUUGUUGUAACAAAAAAUAGGGCCAAAUAUGUUAUAGUUUGAAGGAGUUUAGAAAUAAUAUUGUUUCUUUCGUUAAACUUACACAGAUAUAUAUUUUGUGUAUAUUUAUUGUUCAUUUAUUUUGUAAAACGGAACAUUUUGCUUUUGAAACAGACAUGGAAGUCAAUUUUUAUACUUUUAAAUAUUUGAUUAUUUCACGAAAGUUGUAUGAGAAUAAUAAACACGUAAUAAUUAAUAAAAAAAUAUUGUAAAGUUACGGGCUAGUUCGAAAUAUUUAUACACGUUAAGGGCAGUUUCUUAGCCAUGUCCUUUAUUUACAAUUUCAAUCUGAGUUUGCGUUGUAGUAAAAAAAAAAUAUUUUCAUCAAAUUGAUGAAGUUAAGCUAUCGUUUUAUUUUAGCAACGUCAACGAUUUUCAAUCUUCUUUGACCUACUAUGGAAUUAAAAAUAUAUGAAAACUUAAUUAUUCUGUAUAAAUGAAUAAGUAAUAAAGGUACGUAGUGCCAAUUGAUCAUCACUUGGAUGGUCCUUACACUGCAAUAUCCUCAUCUUUUAUCAAUCCCUGUAUGCUGAUUAUUUGAGAUUUCAGCAUGUUUUUUGAUGAAUGUUUUCCAUGGUGGUUUUAUAUAGUUACUGUAGGAUUUAGUCAAAUUUUUGCUAUACGCAUUCAUGAGUUUCUUAUUUCAUUCAACCCAGUUCAAAAUGUUUUCGGUCGUUGCAUCAUAUUUCAGUCUGCGAUGAUUCCUUAAUGUUUUAUUUACAAUUCUAUUUCGUAUGUAUAUCUUACAACGAUCAUAACUACUUAAGCUUCAAAGUUAUCAAUAGGAGUGUUAUUUGAGUCUAAGAUUUUCGUCACUAAUUAGACGAGACUUGGCUAGCAACUAUCGAAUGAUUCUCUAUGGGCCAAGCUAUUUCACGAAGCGACAUCCAUGCCGUUUUACUCGUAUCUACUCACUUAAAAACAUUACAUUUAUAGACUUUAAUUAAUUAGAUAUUCUUGAAGUACCUUUCAUUAUUAUACUAAGAUUUUUUGGUAAAAUCUCUAUACCUACACUAAUUACCAGUAUUUAUUAUUAAAUAAACGACUGUGAUUUUUAUAGCUUUGCUUGGUUUUAUUAUGAACCCAUUCUUUAUAAUAUUGGCUAAGAAUCAAAUUCCAGUAUAUUCUGUGGUAUAUGGCACCAAUGACGAUAAAUUAACAAAGUUUGAGUCAAUUAAGUGAGCUCGUGAUAAACAGUAGGUAAAGAAAGAAAAACAUUUAUUGACGACAUACAUUAACAAUUACAAUAAAUACACAACAAACAUAAAACAAAAGGUACAUCGUCAACUAGGCCCCACCUCAGCAUAAUGUUGCAACGGCAAAAAUGGAUUGCCGUUGCAACGCUGAUAUUCUGGAGGGACCUAAUUUGGACACCAACGGACGAAAAAACAAUCUGGCCCUCGCAUCCCUCGCUCAUAGCAGUCCAGCACAAAACAAAAAUAUAACAGAAGAGGUUGUGUGGGCUCGGCUCUUUGCCUACAUUUGGAUACACCAAAAUAAGAGAGAAAAAAAGACAAAACCUUAACCUAAGCAAUGUUGUCUAUGGAAUAAAUAAAGAACAAAAUGGAGACAACACGACACGUAAUGAGGGCUAUCGCGUAUGAAU
This is a messenger RNA of Chilo suppressalis (striped riceborer), 5955 nucleotides long. Lineage: Eukaryota; Metazoa; Arthropoda; Insecta; Lepidoptera; Crambidae. The record is from the annotation of a GenBank genome assembly.